AUGGAUCCCUUGCCAUCGGUUAGUCGUGUGUUCUCAUUGGUAAUUCAAAAAGAAAAGCAAAGUGUUGUUAAAGUUAUUAACAUUGAAAACAAUGCCAAUCUUGCUUAUCCUGUCAAUGAUUCCCAUGGUUCAAAGACUCGAAAUGGGAGGAAGGAUAAACCCAUGUGUUCAUAUUGUGGUGUUCUUGGCAACUUUAAAGACAAGUGCUUCAAGCUUCAUGGCUAUCCUCACGGAUUAAAAAAGGGUAAAGCAUUCAACUCUUCUCAACUUAAUGCUAAUGUAAUCAACACAGAAAUCAUGGAGGAAGACACUCCUUUGAACACAAAAUAG
This is a messenger RNA of Vicia faba (fava bean), 330 nucleotides long. The record is from the annotation of a GenBank genome assembly. Lineage: Eukaryota; Viridiplantae; Streptophyta; Magnoliopsida; Fabales; Fabaceae.